CACGCCUUCCUCCUGAUAACUAGCCGCCCAUUUCUUCUUCACAUCUUCCUUCCUCUUGCCUCUCGUCUCCAUGACGCGUCGUGCGCGUGCAUGAUCUGAUCAACACGCGCAAAGACACCGUACAUCUCGGAUUCUCAGCAGGUAAAUACGGCUCCUGUUCCAUCGCCGCACCACCCACCGCUUCACCAACACAAGAAGAAAACCGCUUCUACUCCUCCUCCUCCUCCCAUGGCCGACUACAACCGCUACGGCCACAGCUACGGCGGCGGAUACAGCAGCCACACGCCGCCGCCGUCGGCGCCGCCCGCGCCCGUGCCAACCACAUCCGCGCCGCCGCCCUCCUCAUACGGAUACGGCGGUUACCCGUCAGCCUACCCGCCGCCGCCCCCUCAGGCGGCGGGGGGAUUCGGAUACGGCUUCGUCCCCGUCGCCUUCCCGCCGGGGACGCACCCGGACGUCGAGCGCGCCUUCCGCGCCGCCGACCGCGACUGCAGCGGUGCCAUCGACGAGCACGAGCUGCAGGGCGCGCUCUCCACCGCCUACCACCGCUUCAGCAUCCGCACCGUCCGCCUGCUCACGUUCCUCUUCAACGACCCGGCCUCCUCAUCGCCGUCACGGAUGGGUAUGAGGCCAGCACAAUUUGUAUCCCUCUGGAAUUGCCUUGGGCAAUGGCGGGGUAUUUUUGACAGAUACGAUAGGGAUCGGAGCGGAAAAAUUGACUCCCGUGAGUUGACAGAAGCUCUUCGCAGCCUUGGAUAUGCCGUUCCACCUUCUGUCAUAGAGCUUCUUAUAGCGAAUUACAACAAUGGUGUCCCUCGCAAUGGUGCGCUAGACUUUGACAACUUUGUGGAAUGUGGCAUGAUUGUGAAGGGUUUAACUGAGAAAUUCAAGGAGAAGGACACCCGAUACACCGGCUCAGCAACCCUUACAUAUGAUGGAUUCUUGUCAAUGGUCAUCCCUUUCAUUGUCCCGUAGAUUUCUUUGGUUCCUUUAAUUUUGAUCUUUAGACCAAUCAAGCUGCUGUACAUUUGUAUUCUAGUCAUCAUUUUUUCGAAAGACGUAUUCUCUAGUCAUCAUGGUUCUUCCCUAGUUUGUGUAUAUGGGAAUUUUUGUAACUAGUGACUUGGUAAUGCAUAUCUUGUUGGUUUUGUAAAUUAGAGGGAGGGUUUCAGUUUCAUGGAAUUUA
Molecule: messenger RNA, 1186 nt
Organism: Panicum hallii
Lineage: Eukaryota; Viridiplantae; Streptophyta; Magnoliopsida; Poales; Poaceae
Product: probable calcium-binding protein CML49
Exons: 5
Coding region: 229-975 (248 amino acids)
Molecular function (GO): calcium ion binding
Source: RefSeq, a predicted model, not a curated record